This is a messenger RNA of Naegleria lovaniensis, 3150 nucleotides long. RefSeq lists its product as uncharacterized. The record is from RefSeq and is a predicted model, not a curated record. Lineage: Eukaryota; Heterolobosea; Eutetramitea; Acrasida; Naegleriidae. Bases 1 to 3150 code for a protein of 1049 amino acids. The transcript has a single exon.
AUGCCGCCAACAAAAUACUACAAUCCAUCUCAUGGUCGUUCCUCAUCGAAUAGAAACUCGUCAUCAACACAGCAAACCACGCCCACAACACCAACACCUCCUUCGGGUGUUUCUAUCAUGAGUAAUAAAUCAUCAACAACAUUGGAUCCUCGUCUGGCUUCUAACGCUUCAGCAAUUAUCCCGCAACCUCGUCGUCGACGAUCAAGUGUGAGCAGAGAACAAUCUCCGCCCUCUGAUGAUGUUAGUAAUGAAAACAGCAAUAACAAUAAUCAACGUUCCACUGACGCAGCGUUCAGCCCCAACGAUGAUCAAAAACAAGUCGUGGACAUGAACGAUAUUGGUGAUAACUCGAGCCAUGACUAUGCGGCUAUUAAUACUUUUAAUACAACAUCUCCAAAUCAAUCUACUUCACAUCCUUCCUCGACCAACAACAACACCAAUAACCAUCCUUCAGCAAGGAAUCAACCUUUUGGCGGCUUUUACGGAACAUUGGCAGCAACCAAUAAGGACUCUCAUGCACCAUUGAGUCACUCCAACAAUAAUCAUUCUCACCAUCAUUCCAAUCACCAUACUUCUCAUCAUCAUCAUCAUCACUCUCAUUCAAACUCAUCUCAUCAAGUUAGCCAACAUCAAAGUAAUAUCACAGAUGAUGACUCGGACAUUCAAGCAGGACUAUCCACCAAUGCCAUCCAGAAAAUCUAUAACACUACUCUUCAAUUCAAUGCAGAAUCUAUUCUUGCUGCAGUGGACCAACUUCAAAAUCGCAGAGCAGAGCAAUUCCCUGACGAGACUGGUCGACUCAGAUAUUCCAUUAGGGAUGUUCUCGAUAUUGGGACUAGCAACCCAAUUUGCACUGAGAAACACCCUGACUUACCAGACUUGGAUUACAGAAAGCUGGAUUGGGGAAUUACUCAAGCUCCAUCCUCCUCAACACAGUCUUCUUCCAAACCUGUGUCAUCAUCAGAUCCUUUCAAACGCCCUCCAAGACAACACACCACUUCUGAGUCGGCUUCUAAUCCAUUCGGAUCCACAUCGAGAAGAGGUGCCAGUAGUCGUUCUCAAUCCGGAGGAGGUAUUGGUGGAAGAGAUAGUAGCGCAUUUGCACAAACUCUUUCCUCAUCGGCAUCAACAGGCAACAAUAGUAGAUAUGCCGCUCUUUCAUCAACAAGCGGCGGCAGCACAGUUGUGAGAACUGGAGGAGGAAAGGGAGCCAUUUGGUUUGACUCGAGUGCUUCCAAUGAUGAAUUGACAAACGAGGAACUUGAAAGAAAGAAGGCCUUUGAAGAAUUUAGAAAAACUCACCAAGCUACUACAGGAGCAGGCUCUUUCUUUGGAGAUUUGUCCAAUACUGAAGGAGAAGCUUUAGAAGAGGACUAUCAUACCUCUCUCGACGAAGAAACCUUUGGUACUGACUUGCAUGAAAUGAAGGAAUCAAGCAAUGCAAGCGAUUUGGAAAGCUACUUUUUCACUUUAAGCUCCCACCAAAAUGAGUAUGGUCAGAAAGAACAUUCACUUUCAGAGCUUGAGGACUCUUUUCUUAAUUUGCCAACUCCUUCAUCUUUAGCACCUUCAUCUCAAAAGAGAGACAAACCAUUGUUUGCAUUAGGAGACACAAAGACCGAUGCAGUUCCUCCGUUCGUUUCAGAAGAUCCUGUAAUUUCUACAAUGAUUAAGGGUACCAAAUCAGGAAAGUCAAGAUUUGGGUUUGGAUCAUUUGAUGAACAGCAGCUGCAGUCUAACAUCAGUCCUGCAUCUCUAUUAGACGAGCAUUUACCAUCAGGUCGUGCAAUGACAGCUCAACCACUGAAUGACAAUUCAUUUGCCUACCCUCAAUCUGCUCCAAACUUGCAAGGUCUCUUUACUACAGGUUCGUUAUCCUCUCAACAACAAGUGUCUCCACUUUUACGUCCCAUGAAUGCCAUUCCUGAGUUUUUAUUAACAGGAAAUGCACAGACAGGAGGCAGCAAGUUUUCUAGCAUUGAAAAGGGCAUUAAUGAAGAAGAAACGAAAACAGCACCUGCACAAUUUGAUCAAUUUGCAGUCAUAGACUCAGCCAACCAGGUUUCAAUGAUGAGUGCCGAAGAUUUAGAAAACCAAUUCUUGUUGUCCCUCAACGAUUCGAGCUCUCAACCAUUGAAGCAAGCGUCACCACCUUCGGAAUCGUCCAAAAUACCUGCUUUAUCAAAUCAAGGCAUUGAACAUUUAUUUAAGUCACUUUCCUCAACAGCUACAUUAUCUUCCACAGAUUCCUUUACAACUGCUCAAAACAAUGUUGAGCUUCCAUUAGCAACUACUGCCACUCCAAAAUUUGUGUCGCCAUUCCAGCAAUAUCAAGAACACAAAGAGAAGGCAGAAAAAAACAUCGAAGACAAUACUCAACCAGGAACUCCCUCCAAACAACCAACAGUUAAAGCAUCAACUCCAUCACAGUCAACAGCAACAGGCACUCAAAGAAAACUUUCCAAAACCUCUGCUAAUUCUCCAUUCGUACCUUCCCACCUCAUGAAAAAGAUGGGUACCAAUACCGAAAAGAAGAUUAAGCUUAAGGUAACACCAAGCCAAGCCACAACAACAACAUCCACUUCCAAUGCUCAAACAACAGUUAAAACUGGUCCACAAACAUCAUCAAAUCAGCCAGUCACUGCCUCUGAUGCUUCGACUAGUUCAAAUGCCGCAAUAACCCACAGUAACAUUCCACAACAACAAUCUUCACCUACUACAGAUACAAUUACUACUGCAUUACCAAGCACUACUACUUCAAGUCUUCCACAUUAUGCUUCGUCACAACAAAAUACUCAACCACAAAAUAUGAUUAACACCGCUCAACCACCAAACAUGCAAUCAAUGCAUCCUGUUAGCCCUUUGAUGGAUCAAAUGCAACCACAGCCUCGUAUGAUGCAUGACAAACGCUUUUUGUUCAACCCAAAUUCACCUUUUCCAAAUAAUCCUUCUGCAUUUAUCCCUCCCAUCAUGCAUCCUGGUUUUGUUCCUCCUCACCAGCCCUAUCCAAAUGCUGGUGGUAUGGGCUUUCCAAAUGUACCCCCAGGCUUUAUGCAAAAUACUGGCGUCAUGUAUCCAAACAUGUUUAUGCCAUCUCAAGAAAUGAUGUCAGUCGAAGACCUAGAGAAGGAAUUUCUUAAUCACAAGUAA